AUGGUGGUUGGAAACCAGACCCUCUGCACCAAAUUCACAUUUGUGGCUUUUUCUUCUCUAGCAGAGUUACAGUCUUUGCUCUUCUUUGUGUUCUUAGUUAUCUAUCUGUUUACUGUGGGAGGAAACCUUAUCAUCAUUGGCCUCAUCUGGGUCACUUCAUGCCUGCACACGCCUAUGUAUUUCUUUCUGGUGAAUCUCUCCUUUUUGGAGAUGUGCUACAUCAGCAGUGUGGUACCUCAGAUGCUGGUGCACCUACUGGUAGAGAUCAAGACCAUUAGCAUAGAAGGUUGUGCAGCUCAGAUGUACAUAUUCACUAUCUUGGGACUCACAGAAUGUUGUCUGCUAGCAGCCAUGGCUUAUGACCGCUAUGUAGCCAUUUGUUACCCCCUGCAUUAUACUCUCUUGAUGGGCCCUAGUGUGUGCUUGAAAUUGGCUGCAGCAUCAUGGACCACUGGAGUGGUGGUGGAGUCAGUUCAGACCACUUGGAUUUUCACUCUGCCCUUCUGUGGAACCGGAAAGAUUCAGCACUUUUUUUGUGAUAUCAUGCCUGUGGUGAAACUGGCUUGUGUUGAUACUUCCCACAAUGAGAUAGUGAUGUUUGCCGUGUCAGUGCUCUUCAUCAUGAGUCCCUGUCUCCUCAUUCUGUGCUCUUAUGUUCGCAUCCUUAUGGCUAUCUUGAGAAUCCCCUCAGCAGCUGGCAGGCACAAAGCAUUCUCCACCUGUUCUUCUCAUAUCCUAGUUGUUUCUCUGUUCUAUGGGACUGCCUUAUUCACUUACCUACAACCUAAGACUGCCCACACUCCAGAAACAGACAAGGCUACUGCCCUCAUGUACACAGUGGUCACUCCUGCUUUGAAUCCUGUCAUCUAUACCUUAAGGAACAAGGAAGUGAAGGAAGCCUUUCAAAGGAUUACACAAAGAAACCCUCUUCGACAAAUGGCUUAA
This is a messenger RNA of Chrysochloris asiatica (Cape golden mole), 945 nucleotides long. RefSeq names its product olfactory receptor 10A5-like. Lineage: Eukaryota; Metazoa; Chordata; Mammalia; Afrosoricida; Chrysochloridae. The transcript has a single exon. Gene Ontology annotation, biological process: G protein-coupled receptor signaling pathway. The coding region runs from base 1 to 945 and encodes 314 amino acids. Gene Ontology annotation, cellular component: membrane. The record is from RefSeq and is a predicted model, not a curated record. Gene Ontology annotation, molecular function: olfactory receptor activity; G protein-coupled receptor activity.